This is a messenger RNA of Brassica napus (rape), 1460 nucleotides long. RefSeq names its product mRNA-decapping enzyme-like protein. Gene Ontology annotation, biological process: deadenylation-independent decapping of nuclear-transcribed mRNA; deadenylation-dependent decapping of nuclear-transcribed mRNA; positive regulation of catalytic activity. Gene Ontology annotation, molecular function: mRNA binding; enzyme activator activity. Lineage: Eukaryota; Viridiplantae; Streptophyta; Magnoliopsida; Brassicales; Brassicaceae. Bases 183 to 1280 code for a protein of 365 amino acids. The record is from RefSeq and is a predicted model, not a curated record. Gene Ontology annotation, cellular component: P-body. The transcript is spliced from 8 exons.
GAAAAGAAGCCGGGUGCGGAGAAUACAAAAUUUCCAACCGGGUCAAUAUAGAUUACUUUCCUCUUCUUCUCCAAACUCGAAAAUCUCAGCUUUACGUAAAUCAGAAUCAUCCUUAGGGCUUUUCCGAUUAGGCUAAAUCGGAUUCGAAACUUGCUCACGUCGCACCUUUCGAUUCUACAAAGAUGUUUCAGAACGGGAAGCUGGUCCCACCGAAUAUGCACCAGUACCAGAACAGCACGAGGCUCCUCAAUCUCAAAGUCCUCCGGCGAAUCGAUCCGUUCAUCGAGGAAAUCCUCAUCACGGCAGCUCACGUCACCUUAUACGAAUUCAACAUUCAGAAAAGUGAAUGGAGUCGUAAGGAUGUUGAAGGAUCUUUGUUCGUCGUCAAAAGAAAUAGACAGCAGCCUCGGUUUCAGUUUAUUGUGAUGAAUCGACGUAAUACAGAUAACUUGGUGGAAGAUCUACUGGGAGAGUUUGAGUAUGAAGUGCAAGGUCCAUAUUUGCUUUACCGUAAUGCGGCUCAAGAAGUUAAUGGCAUUUGGUUCUAUAAUCAAAGUGAAUGUGAGGAGCUUGCACGUCUCUUCGACAGGUUACUUAGCGCAUAUUCCAAGGUUAACCAGAAGCCAAAUACUUCAUCUUCAAAACGGGAGCUUGAGGAAUUGGAAGAUGUGCCUACAGUGUCAGUUAUGGAUGGUUCUCUUGAACCGUCUUCAAGUGGUAGAGAUACCCCUAAUGAUCCUGCUUUUGUCAACUUCUUCAGCUCAGCGAUGGCUCUUGGGUACACUACGAGUGGAUCAGCAAGUGGACCACCAUACCAAUCAUCGGCAAAUCCUCACCAACCCACCGUUUCCCCUGCGGCAGCUGCACCUCCACAGAUACUAUCACCACCGCCUCUACCAUCCUCCUCUCCUCUAAUGCCUCUUUUUGACAACAAUCCUAAUCGUAUCAGUAGCAACAACUCCAAUGUUCACACAGAUUUGGUGACGCCGUCCUCUUUCUUCAGCCCCCCACGGAUGAUGGCACAACCACACCUCGUUCCUGGCUCAUCUAUGCCUCCUCUGAACCUUAAUAAUCCGACUUACCAGCAGGACCUACAUGGCACUCCGAUGCUCCAGCCUUUCCCACCACCAACUCCACCACCAUCACUCGCUCCUACACACAAUGGCCCAGUUAUCAACAGAGACAGAGUCAAAGAAGCCUUGUUAGCUCUGGUUCAGGAGAAUGAAUUCAUCGACAUGGUGACCCGAGCUUUACAAAAUGCACAUCAACCAUCAAGCUGAGAAGGGCCGGCGUCUUCGGAUAGGGGGUUUGAUGUAGAAUGUAUAGUUAGAACGUAGUGUUGUUCUCUUUGAUACCUUUUGAGCAAAGUGUUGAUGGAACCUUCUUAUAACCAAACAUUUUUGUCCAUAUUGAAUGAAACAUCAAGCAUAGCAAAGAAAGAAAGCUUAGUUUUUGACUAA